AUGUGCGAGUCGAGCACCAUCCGGGUGGUAUGCCCGACCUGCGAGAGGCAGAUCACGUCGCACACUAACAUGCACUGGUGCCGCGAGGCGCGGCGCCGGGCGCUGUACGGGCGCUGCCGGAUGGGGGAUUGCAAGAAGGAUGAGGAGUACAGAGGGCUUAACUGCAGCCCUUGUCGAGACAAAGCUGAGGAGCAGAUGGUCAAGGAGGGCUACGGGUAUGCUGAUGCGAAGGGAUAUACCUGGUAA
Phialemonium atrogriseum is the source of this 246-nucleotide messenger RNA. RefSeq lists its product as uncharacterized. Bases 1 to 246 code for a protein of 81 amino acids. The transcript has a single exon. The record is from RefSeq and is a predicted model, not a curated record. Lineage: Eukaryota; Fungi; Ascomycota; Sordariomycetes; Cephalothecales; Cephalothecaceae.